Messenger RNA from Fusarium coffeatum, 2235 nucleotides. RefSeq lists its product as uncharacterized. Gene Ontology annotation, biological process: aromatic amino acid catabolic process; positive regulation of transcription by RNA polymerase II. Gene Ontology annotation, molecular function: DNA-binding transcription factor activity, RNA polymerase II-specific; zinc ion binding. Gene Ontology annotation, cellular component: nucleus. Lineage: Eukaryota; Fungi; Ascomycota; Sordariomycetes; Hypocreales; Nectriaceae. Bases 1 to 2235 code for a protein of 744 amino acids. The record is from RefSeq and is a predicted model, not a curated record. The transcript is spliced from 3 exons.
AUGGAAAGCCCUGAACGUCCCAGUAAUACCCGGGCCUUUAAGCGCAGCUAUGUCGCUUGCGUAUCCUGCCGGGCGCGCAAGGCAAGAUGCGUCAUCAAGGACAAUCCACCCUGCGCCAAGUGCGCCCGCGAACAUCGGGAAUGCCAUUUCGAUCAUCGGCCGAGAGCCCCGAAACAUCGCGACGCGCCAAAGUGGACUCAGGAUGCACCAACUCGGCCUGUAGCUCAGAUGCCGCUUCCGCAAGAGACCCAGACCACGAAUCUCUCUCCGCAGGACGUCUCUGGGUUCGUCACUGGGACUACUGAUGCUUUGGACUUUUUGUCCAAUGCAGCUGGUCAACGACACAGCAUAGCGGCAUCUACCCCAUCUCAAGCAAAUCCCCUGACAAACGCCUCUCACUCUAGUGGACCCAAGGUUGUAUCAGGCGGGUACAAUGGAGUCGGGUUCACCAUCACCGCCCUGUCAGAGCCGGAUGAUGCCUGUCUCGACAUGUGGGAUAAGUGUCGGUUUGUUCGUCAAGGAUGGUUUACUGCUCAAGAAGCUGUUACAUACAUCGAUCUGUUCUUUGAGAAACUGGCCCCUCUCACACCUAUGGUAUUAGACCAGUUUCGCAGCCAUUCAUCACACACCCAUCUCGUCUGCGAAGAAGCCAUGCUCUGUGUCACGCUCCUGAUGAUCGCGUCACGCUUCUUCAAGCUCCCCGGCGCUGGUGGGACCUCGAGAAGCCACAACGCUCAUCAGCGACUGUGGAACUACUGUGAACUUCUCAUCAAGCGCAUCCUCCUUGGUCAAGAAAAGCAGUCUACUUCCCAGACAAGAACAAUUGGCACAAUAGAAAGUCUUUUACUCAUAUCAGACUGGCACCCAAGAGCACUACAUCUUCCACCGGAGACUGAAGGUUGGGAUGGGUUGCUAAUCACCCCCACGUAUGAUCGAACAAAUAGAAAGUACACCGACGAUGAGAUGCCGCUUAUUCGCUGGAAGCAGGACGUCUUUGACCCUGCCAAAAGGGCCAAUAGAAUGUCUUGGAUGCUGCUAGGUAUGGCUAACAACCUGGCCUAUGAGCUCGGCGUUCUUUCCACGCACCAAGAUGCAAGUCAAUCUGUCAGUCCGGAAGUCCUUCGAAGCCGUCGAACACAGAAGCUCCUGUAUGUCUACGUUACGCAAACUGCGACCCGCCUAGGAUACCCUUCUGUGUUUCCUGAGAGUAUCUCCAUCACCGCUUCGAGGCUACCAGCUCAGAAUGCAGGCGAUCCAAGUAGCCGGCCCUGGAUAGCGUACAUGGACCUCAGUCUAGAACUCACUCAGCUGUCACGAACAGCCUCAUCCAUGUUUUUCCACUCAGCCGCUCAUUUACAAACCCAGGUCAUGGGAGAUCACUACGCGGAUCUGUUGGAGCACUUUUCGCUGUCUUUAUCUAAAUGGCAGGACAAGUUCGACAAUCUGAGUCACGAUAUCGCCGCACCUCUUCGCGACACGCUUGCAAUUGAGUUCCAUCAUACCAAAGCCUGCACGGGCGCUAUUUCCAUCCAAGCAGUAGUUGCUCGAGCGUCGUCAGCUGGCUUUACUUCAGCCACAACAAACCAAGACGAAGCGCUGUCUGCUUUUAUCACACCGAAAGACGCGAGGUUCCUGCAAGAAGUCAUAUCAGAUACAAAGAAGGUCUUGCACACAGCGACCAUGAGCGACUUCAAGCACCAUCUUCCUUAUGCCCCCGCUCGUAUCAAGAUUAGCGUCAUCAGCUCGUCUGUCUUUCUGCUCAAAGCACUAAGUGUUGGGUCUACUCACACCGAUGUCAGCGAUGCGUUGUAUACUCUAGACCAGUGUACAUCAACGCUUAAGUCGUCACCCGCAGAUGAUAUGGACUUUGCGUUAAGAUACGCAGAUCUCAUCGAGAAGCAUACAGCUCAAUUUAGAGCUCACCUCACACAAACUAGGGGCCAUAGCUCUAGUGAUCAGAGCCGCACCUCCAUACCCGCAGGUACCAGUCAACCUGAGAACGGCACAGGAGGUUCAGUGUCGUAUCUGUCAAGCUUAGAGUCCCAACCGAUUGAAGAUGGAGGGAACUAUAUGAACUUUGAUGUGGGGGAUACCUGGGUUUCACUCCCGUUUGAUUCAAGUAUUGCGCCGUUUGGCGAAGGCGCUGAUCAGUUGGCUCUAGGAUUGGAUGUUGAUUCAUUGAACUUCCUUUGGAGUUUGCCGGAGCUGGGGCAAGGGGAGACGGGGUUCGUGUAG